GCCCCACCAAAACGAAAAGAAGCAGACACGUGCUAAAGUAAGGUUAAGUUAGCUGUCAAUUUUGAAUUUAAAACUACAUUUUAAUCCGUAAUUUUAAUCAAAUUGAAUUAAAAAUAAGAUGGUUCACUGUAAAAUACACAAUGUAGGGUUUUACAACCCCGAUCCUAGAGCUAUAUAUUUUAUGGCAAUUCAAAGGGAAUCCAACAGACUGGCUAUUGCUAGAUCAGACGCAAGUAUUGAGAUUUGGAACUUGAGUAAUGUGCCUUACAUUGAACGUACCAUACCCCCUGAUUUAGAAAAUUUCAGUAUUGAGGGUUUAUGUUGGUUGGACAACCGUUUAUUUAGCAUAGGUUUACACGGGUUCUUGGUUGAAUAUGACUUAUAUCAGUUGCUUGUAAAAGAUAAGUGGGUAGUUACUGGCGAGGCAGCUACGUGUUUGGACAUUUUUAAGCAGAAUUUACAGAUAGCAGUAGGCACUGAACAAGGAUACAUUAAUAUAUUUCGAAUAACUGAUAGUGGAGCAGAAUUUGAAAAAUUCUUAGACAAGCAAGAAGGGAGGAUAGUUUGCAUAAAGUUUAACACAACUGGAGAGUUUUUAGUGACAGGAAGCUUAAAUGCUGUUAGAAUAUGGAACAUUAAUUCGGGACAUGCAAUACAUAAGAUGCAGAUAGGCCGUAGUGAAGCUAAUAGAGAUACUAUAGUUUGGUGUUUGGAAGUUAUGGCUGAUUUUACAAUUUUUAGUGGUGAUUCACGUGGGAUUUUAACAUUAUGGGAUGGCAAAGUUGGGGCUCAAGUUGAAAAUUAUCAGCCACACAAGGCUGAUAUAACAGCCCUGUGCAUUUCAGAGUCAGAAGAUUCGGUUUACUGUGCUGGUGUUGAUCCUCUGAUAACCAAUUACGAGAAAGUCAAAGUUGGCCAGUCAUUUAAGUGGGUUAAAUCAAUUCAGAGAAGAAUCCAUGAGCAUGACAUUAGAGCCAUGAUAUAUCACAAAAAUAAACUGUAUUCUGCAGGGAUUGAUAGCUACUUGGCAUGUAGUUUUCAUCCACCAAAAACAUUAGUAAAAUAUCCACCUGUUAUGCAAAAUCAAUGUACUGAGGUUGCAUCUAAUGCAAGGCUAAUAUUAUUAAGGCACUCAAGGCAUAUUGAAAUUUGGUCUCUUGCGGAAACAGAAAGUGCCAAACCAAGUUACAGAGGCAUUGUUGAGUUGAAAACCAAACCAAAGAAACUGGUCACCCUUCAAAGGGUGAACAAAAACUGGUCUGGCGAAGAUGAAGGUGAAGGCAUAUUCUGUAGUUGUAUUUCUACCAAUGGCCAGUGGAUUUUAAUAAGUACACACUCUGGGUUUCGAUUAUAUACAUUAGAAAUAGUUAAGGAAAAACCUAAAAUAACUAAAAUCGAUGAUCUAGAUGAUUGUAAUGUUCCUUGUGUUCAAGCAGCGUUCAAUAACAAAUAUAACCAAUUAGUAGUAGCUCUGCUAGAUGGAAAAAUAGUUAUAUAUGACUUAGAAGACAGUCAGCCCUUUAUCAGUCAAACUAUUCAAAGAAAGGGUUUAUUAGAUGACACAGUAACGUUUUUGACUGUUUCUGAAUGCGGGAAAUACCUCGUGGCAGGUGAUCCGAAUAGUAAUAUAGUGAUAUGGUCGCAUAUACAGGAUGGAUAUUCUAUUGUGUCAAAACUGCCAAAGUAUUCAGUGCCUCUGACAGCAAUAUCUGUCAAUUCUUUGCUUUCUACUGUGGUUGUGGUUUAUGCUGAUGGCAAAAUUAUAGAAUAUGAUAUAAAAAAUAAGUGUUUGAGUAGUCGUAGCCGGAUUUUGGACCGGUAUAUGCCUGCCAGUUGGAAGUCAAGGACGCAUCAUGUUAGAAGUAUCACUUUUGAUCCUAGAAGGCCUGAUGUUAUCUUGCUAGGCGAUGACGGAAAUCUAACAGUUAUAACCAAUGAUAAGAAAUCUGAGGGAAACGAUUUUGAAAAGACUCCAGCAAAAGUUAAGAAAGCCAAUGUUACAAAUGGUAUUGAUUCUGUUGUACCUAAAGUUCAGAUUGUACAAAAAUACAAACACUUGGUUCAUCUAGACUACCUGGCUGGGGAUGAAUUGGUAGUGGUGGAAAUGAACCCUCUAAAUAUAUUGAAGAAAUUGCCUCCAGCUUUUGCACAGAAAUCAUUUGGAACAAAAUAAAUAUAUAUUUUAUGUUUUUA
Messenger RNA from Sitophilus oryzae (rice weevil), 2193 nucleotides. RefSeq names its product U3 small nucleolar RNA-associated protein 4 homolog (gene l(3)72Dn). Gene Ontology annotation, cellular component: t-UTP complex; small-subunit processome; 90S preribosome. The record is from RefSeq and is a predicted model, not a curated record. Gene Ontology annotation, molecular function: RNA binding; protein binding. Bases 119 to 2173 code for a protein of 684 amino acids. Gene Ontology annotation, biological process: maturation of SSU-rRNA from tricistronic rRNA transcript (SSU-rRNA, 5.8S rRNA, LSU-rRNA). NCBI's taxonomy places the organism in Eukaryota, Metazoa, Arthropoda, Insecta, Coleoptera, Curculionidae. The transcript is spliced from 10 exons.